UUGGAGCGACUGAGAGUAGAUCUGAUUUUUGUCAGCUCGAUCUUCCCGCUUGUGGAGUAGUCGGUCGUGGACUAAGGAGAACGUUCUGUGAGAAGCAUCCCGCUUUUUCCUUCUGGUGAAAUGACCGUCACGCCUACAGUGACGUCCUAACUCCCUGAGUCACAUGACCUUUCAUUGUACGGGAACAUCAAGACAAAAGACAGUAUCUUGUGUGGAGGGAAGGUGUCGCUCUGCUUGUCCUCUGUUGUGCUAACUCUGGCCACGUCUUGGGGAGCUGCGAACAGCAUAAUUUUACAGUAGCUUUCACCGUUCCACCCUCCCUCCGACUCAACCAAAAAACCAACAGAACUACUGAUCCACUUAAUCACCAACUACACCCACCCAUCCACAACCACUACCAACCCACACCCACUCAUCACUCCCACCCACCCACCCACUCAAUCCACUGAAACAAGCCACACCCACACUUCGACUCAACCACUCAGAUUGUCCUCCAACUUCCCUGUCAACCCACUCAUCUACACCCACCAAACAACACCCAUCGACAAGUUAAACCACCCACCCACUCACCCGCCAGAAGAAUGCCUCAACGGGCGAAAUUUGACAUAAACUCCUCCCCAAUGAAUGACUCACGCGGAAACGGGAAUCCCGUGCCAACCACAGGAGGGAGAUACACCACAGGCUUACCUAUUCCAGCCAGCUCGAAAUCCUUACACAAAUCCUGCAGCUCCGCUAGCCUGUCUUCUCACUCCCAAAGAAGCGGGAAUCUUAAUGUGCCCGCAACAGGGAGGCACACGACAGGAUUACCAAGGCCAGCGAGCGCGAGAUCCCUGCACAAAUCUCGCAGCUCCGCUAGUCUUUCUUCGGCCAAUAGACUCGCUACGAACUCACCCGCAGUCGUGCCAGCUGAAGGAGAUAUCACUCUAGUAGUGCCGAGAGUUUCCCCAUCGUUCACUGAUGGACAGCGAGUGUCCACCAUCGCACAUCCUUAUCAAGAACCAGACGCCUACUUCACAGGAAACGGAGGCUUUUCUGUGGGUAAUGGCGGCCAUUUUGGCUACGACAACCCAAUGUAUCUGCCGGGCUCCGAACUGAUCCUCACGCCAUCCGGUUUAGGGCUUUGAAGGUGGCGUGCGACCGAAGCGCAAUGCCAGGACCUGGCUCAAGGCCAAAGCCCGGAAGUGUGAGUGCUCCUGCAGCUGUCUGCGCCGCUUCCUCACCCUGCACCUGCCCUUCCUGGGCAUUCUCCGGGACUACAGUCUGCGCCGGGACCUGGUCGCUGACGUCAUCGCCGGGCUGACCGUUGGCAUCAUGCACAUACCCCAGGGUAUGGCGUAUGGUCAGUUGUCCACUCUGCCCCCAGUGUUUGGCCUCUACGUGUCAUUCUUCCCCGUCAUUCUCUACUUCUUCCUCGGAACCUCCAAGCAUGUGUCCAUUGGGACAUUUGCAGUGGUGUCACUUAUGGUAGGGUCAGCUGUAGACAAGGGCAUGAAGGAUCUUGGUUUGACCCCGAUAAGUCACAACGUGACCGUCACAGAGGGGAAUGAGACAAGCUUUCUCAUCACGGACAACUCAGAGGAGAUCCUGGAUGCAAAGCUGAAGCUGGCCAUGGCUGUCACGUUCGCUGUCGGUGUCCUGCAGUUGCUACUGGGUUUGCUGCAGCUGGGCUUCCUGACGGUAUACCUGUCCGACCCGCUGAUCAGCGGCUUCACGACGGGCGCCGCCUGCCACGUGUUCACCAGCCAGAUCAAGCACAUCUUUGGCAUCUCCAUGGGACGCUACAGCGGAGCCUUCAAGCUGAUAUUUUCUUACAGAGAUAUCUUCAAGAACCUGCCGGACACGAAUGCUGUGACAUUCAUCGCCUCAUUGGUCUGCAUGGUGCUGCUGUUUGUGACUAAGGAGUACAUCAACAACAACCCCAAGAUCAAACCCAAGCUGAAGAUGCCUGUGCCUGUGGAACUCAUUGUGGUGGUAUUAGGCACUGUCAUCUCUCACUUUGUGAAGCUUGAGGAGACCUAUGAGGUGAAGAUUGUGGGCGAUAUUCCAGUCGGCAUUCCAGAGCCAAAUCUCAAAGCUUUUGCCUUCCUGUCAAGGGUGGUCUCAGAUGCUAUUGCCAUCGCAAUCGUGGCGUUUGCAAUAUCUGUGUCCAUGGCCAAGAUAUUUGCUAAGAAACAUGAGUAUGAAGUGGACUCAAACCAGGAGCUCCUUGCAUACGGCCUGUGCAACAUCUUCUCCUCGUUCUUCUCCUCCUUCGUGUCUGCUGUGUCGCUAUCCCGUAGUCUGGUCCAGGAAAACGUCGGAGGGAGAACACAGGUGACUGGUCUGGUGUCCAGUGCCCUGCUCCUGGUGGUGCUGCUGGUGGUGGGGCCGUACUUCAAGACACUGCCUAAUUGUAUCCUGGCGUCCAUCAUCCUGGUGGCCCUCAAGGGAAUGUUCAAGCAGUUUGCUGAGCUGAAGAGGCUGUGGAACAUUUCCGUCAUUGACUUUGCGGUGUGGCUGGUGACAUUUUCUGCAACGGUCUUAUUGGACGUGGAUCUGGGUCUGCUGGUGGGCGUGGUCUUUGCUCUUCUGACGGUCAUCAUGAGGUCACAGAGACCAUAUUCCUGCCUGUUGGGGCAAGUUCCAGGAACAGAUAUUUAUAAAGACAUCAGCGUUUACAAAGCCGCGGAGGAGACUCCAAACGUCAAAAUCUUCCGCUUUGACUCUGCUCUUUUCUUCGCCAACUCGGAGUUCUUUAAGAGCUCCCUGUACAAACUGGCUGUGGAUCCAAAUGACCUAAAGAGAAAGCAGAGAAAACUGAACAAGAAGAAGAAGAAAGAGGAAAAAGAGUUGCUGAAUAUCACUGUGCAGGACUCGUUGGGGAGCACCAAAAUCCAGGACGGAGAGCACGUGGCUCUGCACCCCCACGCAGCAGACGACAACACUGACGGAACGCCGAACGCCGCGUCGUUGCAUCCUCCUCCCACACAAGCCGCUACUGCCGCGGCAGCUGCAGCGCCACCCAUCGCCAACGGGACUGACGAGCACCCUAACAUUGUCACAGAGCUGCCCACUCUGACGGACGUCCACUACAUUAUACUGGACUGCUCCACCAUGAGCUAUGUGGACUCAGUUGGGGUCAAAGUGUUGCAGCAGGUGAUUGCAGAGUUCCGAGCAUUCAACAUCACAGUCUACCUGGCGCAGUGCAAAUCUGGUGUGAGGGAAAUGUUUGAAAGAACAAACUUCUACAAGACAGGGAACAAAAACUUUUUGUUUAUCACAAUUCACGAUGCUGUGGUCAGCGCACAGCUACACCAGUGGUCAAUUCUUGGGGAACACCAAGUACCUUCCAACAGCAACAACAAUCAGUCGGCUUCGGGUCCAGGGGAAGAUCUGCCAGAGGAACAGGACGGUAACGAGGAGAGAGGGCAGGAGGAAGGGGACAGUCACGAUGUCAACAAACCGGGAAGCAACGGGGAUGUGGACCCGCUCCGACGACGAGACAAUGAGGACCACGAGAGGGAAAAGGAUAGCACAGUCGCAGAUGUGGAGAGAACUGAAGUGUAGCUUGUGAUUCCUCAGAAGUGCUGAUCUGUUGACCUGUUGGGAGUUUUUAUAGUCAUUUUGGUGUUACGUAAGUGUGGUUCUUUUGUAACCCUCAUGAUACUUAAUUCCGUCUGUUUUGUCUGGUGAUCAAAUCUGCCUGCAAAGUUUGUAAAUAUGUACCAUUCUCAUAAAAUCAUAAAAUCUUUUUAUAAUCAGCUUGUUUCUGAAUAUUUUUGCCUGUUCAUCUGUUAUUUUGUAUUCUUUUUAUGAAUUUUAGUUCAAUAUAAGAAAGAAGAAUUAGAUCCAUUGGUUGUUUGUUUGUUUUUUCUUGAAGUUGAAGGAAGGUAAUUGUAAAACUUAGAGCAAAAA
This is a messenger RNA of Aplysia californica (California sea hare), 3894 nucleotides long. RefSeq names its product sulfate transporter. Gene Ontology annotation, cellular component: membrane. Gene Ontology annotation, biological process: transmembrane transport. Gene Ontology annotation, molecular function: chloride transmembrane transporter activity; sulfate transmembrane transporter activity; bicarbonate transmembrane transporter activity. Lineage: Eukaryota; Metazoa; Mollusca; Gastropoda; Aplysiida; Aplysiidae. The record is from RefSeq and is a predicted model, not a curated record.